Molecule: messenger RNA, 3189 nt
Organism: Octopus bimaculoides (California two-spot octopus)
Lineage: Eukaryota; Metazoa; Mollusca; Cephalopoda; Octopoda; Octopodidae
Product: ras-related and estrogen-regulated growth inhibitor
Molecular function (GO): GTP binding; GTPase activity
Source: RefSeq, a predicted model, not a curated record
ACACACACACACAAACACACACAUAUGCCCCUCCACCACCACCACCAACAACAACAAGAAGAACACCACCCAAAAACCGCCACUACAUCCAGCACCUAUUAACUCUUCAGCCACUCUGUUAUCUCACUUCCACUUUUAAUUCCUAUCUUCACAGUGACUAUCUCCAACGUCACACAACCCUCUCCCACCACCACCACCACCAUCAACUAAUAAACCGACCAUCAUCACCGCUUCCGCCACCGCCACUUUCAACACCACUACCAUCUCCGCCUGUGCUUUUGUAAAUUAUAUUAGCUGGAUACUUUCACAGACUUUGUUUGCUUUCGCUCAUUCAUUCAAUAUACGCUUUUUCUGUUUAAAAAAAAAAAAAGAAAGAAAAGAAAAUUUACGUAUCUAUCAUUCACGUACCUCUUCAUCUAUCUAUCUAUCUAUAUCUAUCUAUCUAUCUAUAUCUAUCUAUCUAUCUAUAUCUAUCUGUCUGUCUGACGGUCUGUCUCUGUCUGUCUGACGGUUUGUCUGACGGUCUCUCUCUCUCUCUCUCUCUCUCUCUCUCUCUCUCUCUCUCUCUCUCUCUUUCUGUCUUCCCCGUUUUCUUAUAGUUAUACUUACUCCAAAACGGCUAUCCCAUGACGACUCGCGCCACUACAAACACUCAAGAUGUCUCUUCAAAUUUUUAAACAGUACAGUUAUCAUCACCAUUAUUGUCAUCAUCGCAACAACAACUUUUGACCUGGUAAAAAAAAACCCCCCAAAAAAACAAGAAAAAAAAAACAACUCACCCACAUACACAGUCAUCGCCAUCACUUUUCGCAUCAUUUAAAAAGACAAAAACAAACUACUAAAAGUCAUAUGUAAUAACAACGGUUGGAGUUUACAGUUACGAUUAACAACAGCAGUAGAAAUCGUCAUUACCAUCAUUAUUGUAACAAUAACAACAACACUGUGAAUCGGUGCCAAGUGUUUCGGUCGAUUGCGUAUAACAGGACUUACUCAGAGCUAAUCUAGCGUUGCACAACAACCACAGCUACAAUAACAGUAAGAACAAGUACUACAUCGAAUCAACUAGGGAGCUGCUACGUAGUUUGUUCGCCCGAUCUGCUAGAAAUAGCAGGUACAUUUUCUGUAAAUUUUCUCAGUUUGGGAUGACCUGAGUCUUAAAAAGAAAAAAAAACCCCGAGAAACAGGCCAUCACCACAACUACCAACAAGAAAUCAGCGUCAUUUGGACUUAAAGAGACAGCAAAAGUAGCAUAAAACAUUUUUUAUCGAUACUGUACUCAUUCCAUUACUUUUAAGUAAGAACGUCGGUGGCCACAACACUGAUUAAUUAAAAAAAAUAUCAGAGAUGUUUUUCCUUUCUCUGGCAGGAAUAUAAUCGAUAUUCGAUAAUUACAUCGAUGAUCUGAACUCCCACUUCUCUAAGUUAAAAUAUUUGAUUAGUAUUUAUUUUAUCAAUAAACCCGUUCCUCUCUGGACGAUUUAAUUGAUGAACAAAGAACAUAAAGAGGAACGUAACUAUACACUCCAAAAGAACAUUUGAACCAGCAUUCACCCGAUUCUGCCAAACCAUCACCCUUGUCACCACGAAUAACAGAAUCGAUAAUCAAUAUUUUAAAUAUUUAUUUCCAAGACAAGUGAACCGAAAAUUUUAGGGAAACGGUAUUUGAUGGUAACUUUAUCAUUCUCAUACAAAAAUGGAAAGCUAAAAAAAAAACAAUAAAAAGUUUAAUACGGUGGGAUUUUGAAUGCUGAACGUGUAAAGGGGUUAACUAUGACUGUACAGUGAUUUUGUCCAACGCUGGAAGAACACUGCAACUCGCUUGACAGAGCAAAAUGCUUUAAAUUUAAGAAUUUGGUGUACAACAAACACAAUACUUUCAUCGCAACUUUAUAUUAACAACUUCGGAGGAAGGAAAGACAAAGUCGAUCACAACGGAAUUUAAACUCAAAAACAUAAAGGUACGCUAUUAAAUACUAUAAGGCCUCAAACUUGGGAGGAAAAGCAGUUACAUAGACAGUAACACCAAACUCAAAUCUUUGAUAACUUAUUUUAUCCAGCGCACAAGAAUGAAAGGUAAAGUUAAACUCGGCUGGAUUUGAACUUAGAACGGAGAGAGGACUGUAAACUAACUAGGUACCGCAAGGCCUUUGGUCCAUCACUGUUACUCUGGACUCUGCUGUUAAUCUUAAUCAUAAAAUAUCAGCAACUACCGAAACAACAUUAACAAUAACAAAAGGAAAACAGUAAGAAGAAAUAAAUUAAGAAGCUAUAAAAAAAACAUCACCGUUAUCAACAAAUAUUUCCAACUGGCUUCAUCACUGCCACCACCGCCACCUAUCGGUUCUUCACGACUGCUGUGGUCAUCUCAUGGGAUGCAGAAAAAAAGCGUUACCACCAUGGAGGAAAUACUGCAACCUCACAGUCACAGCAGUAAGGAAGUUAACUUAAUUGUGCUGGGGUCUCCAGGUGUCGGCAAAUCAGCAAUUUUGGUGCGAUAUCUUACGAAGCGAUUCAUUGGGGACUACCAUCCUUUGCUUGAGACCGUCUCCAGUCACAGCACAGUUGUGGACGACAAAACUGUUUUGGUUCAUAUCAGAGACACAGCUUGGAAGGCUAUUGACAGUCAACAGCGAGAGAACCACUUAUCGUGGGCUGAUGGGAUUAUGAUUGUUUACUCAAUCAUGGAUCGAGAAAGCUUCGAAUCAUGUAAGAAACUCGUGGACAAGGUAUUACAACUGUGUGACGAAGCAACACCAAUUUCCGUCAUAGGCAACAAAGCCGAUAUGUUACAUAUGAGACAAGUACAAUUCGAAGAAGGUUUAGCUUUUUGCCGUAAUAGGAAUCUUCUGUUUUCUGAAGUAUCUGCUGGGGAUAGUUACGACAGUGUAGAAAAGGCUGUGAGGACUUUGAUUCAAGAGGUUCGACAUUGUCGAAAGAAAAAGGAAAAAUCAAAGAAUUCAGAAGGUGGUUUAAAAUUAGAUAUACGACAAUCUCUGAAAAAUUUCACCGAGAAACGUCUUCAAAUUCGCCAUCGAACAUCGACCUUGUAAUGCAGACAGUUACGAUGCGGAAUGUAAAAGCUGCCGUUUGCUUUGCAGAAACUUACGUCAUGAUAAAUCCUAACUGGCUUCAUUUUUGCACGUUUGUUACUUGAGACGGCGCAUUUUUUAAAAUAUUUUAUCUUAAUGU